Molecule: messenger RNA, 783 nt
Organism: Cutaneotrichosporon cavernicola
Lineage: Eukaryota; Fungi; Basidiomycota; Tremellomycetes; Trichosporonales; Trichosporonaceae
Exons: 3
Coding region: 1-783 (260 amino acids)
Source: RefSeq, a predicted model, not a curated record
AUGAGCGACAAACCCCCACAUCUAGAUAUCCAGGUUGACGACGAUGCGCCUCCAACGCCGUACCGUCCAAAUCCCAAGGUGGCGGUGGUGGUCGCCGGCGCAGCUCUCGCGGUGACUUUUGGCCUGACACUCCUUGUGAUCCCUUACGUGCGGCAGGCGGCGAAGCUGCAGGCGGCCGAGGCGGCCGAUUAUGCCCUCAAAGAAGCGGCCAAGGCUUCACGAGUAGAGGCUGGAGUGGAGGCGCCAGAGGUGCCCCUCACUUUCCGCGAGAAGCUCGAGGCCCUCAAGAACGCCAAGGAGGAGGAGGAGGUGAACGAGGAGUUGGGUGAACCCGUCGAACCCGUGUCCCCGUGGCUCGGGUUCCAGGCUCUCGGAAUCGCGACGGCGAUCGUGGGCGUCAGCGCCGGUCUUGGCGUGUGGGGAGCGGCCAAGUUCCUCGGUGUGAACAGUAUGGAGGAGUUUGCUGCGCGCAUGCGCGGCUCGCUCGAGGAGACAUACCCCGAGCUCAUUCAGCAGGUACGGCGCGAGGGUGACGAGGCGCCAAUCGACGCGCCCAACCUCCUCACCAGGCAUGGAGAGUUCAACGAGCCCAAGUUUGACGACUGGAUCCGUGGCAUAGAGGCCGAGGAGGCGGCGGAGGCGGCAUCCAUCAAGGCCGCUAAAGCAGAGGGUACUCUUCCCAAGGGGGACGCGGCGAACUACGGCUCCAGGCCGCAGGACAGUCGCGUGCUUGCCGAGCUCGCAGCCAAGCGUGAUCAGGAGAGCGACGUGCGCCUCGUCUAG